Messenger RNA from Brassica napus (rape), 3052 nucleotides. RefSeq names its product GDSL esterase/lipase At4g10955-like. The record is from RefSeq and is a predicted model, not a curated record. The transcript is spliced from 2 exons. Bases 1713 to 2930 code for a protein of 405 amino acids. Lineage: Eukaryota; Viridiplantae; Streptophyta; Magnoliopsida; Brassicales; Brassicaceae.
CACGCUGAUAUCAUGAUUAGACUACAAAAAACUAUCCAUCAAACUACAAGCAAGCUAGAAACAUGAAAUUAGUGAAAAUUUUUUUUGGCAAUGGAACAAUAAGAUAUCAAGACGUGAAAGAAAAUCUUGAAGAAAUGGAACCUUCUCAACAUAGGAUCAUGUCUUGUACUUCCUAUCCAAUAAUAUUACCGAGAAGAGAAAGAUCAAAACAUAUGCUAUUUAUGUAAGACAUUUUCUUGGAGAAGUUUUUCCUUUGAACACAUGCUAAAAGAGAUUUCAAAGACUUUUGUCUAAUUUUGGAGGGUGUGAUAUGGCCGAUUCCCGGUUUCGGUAAUCCUAUGGAGGUAAGUUUUAUUUGGUGGCAGUGACUUACAAAUUAUAUUCGUUUACGUUACUGUCCAGCUGAUUUGUUCCACUAAAACGUUUUCCAUUACAACAUUUCAAAAACAAGUGCAUAGGAUCAGAAUAUAUAUGCUACAUGAUAUAUGAAGGGAGUUAUGUUCAACAUUUUCAGGGAUAAAUAACGUUAUUGUAUUCCUUUCCUUUUCUCAUAUUUUUAUCCUAUUAUUUUUUCAUGAUAAGCUUUUAGUGAGACAAUACCUAAUGCAAAAUGGAUAAUCAAAGACGAGUGUUAAGAAUAAUGAUUAUCCACCAUAAUCCACCUUAUGAGAUAGAUACCUGUCAUAAUUUCAUAAAUGGUAUCACCCACUGCACAUAUUUUUUUCACCUUCAAUAAAAAAAUGUAUGUAAUGUUUCUGCUAUAAAUGGACUCGUCUUUAACUUGUAUAAAAUCAUUUUCUCAUGUCCUCUUUUUUAGGGGCAAAAUAUAUGUUAAUUUUGAUUUAAUUUGUUAUCCGUUUCAGUUCGAACCCAAAAUUCGGUUAUCCAUAUCUUUAUGAAACAAAGAAAAUACUGAUAUCCACUGUUCGUAAGAACAAAGCAAAUCACAAAUACUAAUAUUUUUAAGAAUGGAUAUCCGAUCUGUUAUAUGCAUAUAUAUACAUAUAUUUAAAAUUAUAUAUAUGAAUUAGAUAUCCGUUUAAAAUUUUAAAAAUUUCUGGAUAUCUAGAACAUCGCAUAUCCGGAUAGAUACAGAUCGAAUCGAAUUGGAUAAUUAGUUAUUUGGACGAAACGGAUCGGAUCAUAAAUACUUCCAAAAACCGCAAUAUUCGAUUCGUGUAAACAAAAAAGUAUAACAUUAUUAUUAUUUCCUCUCGUUUACUUUUUAAAGAAAAAAAAUUGUAUAAUAUAUAUUUUAAUACACAACAAACUGUAUAAGCAACGAGUAUAAACAUUUGAUUAAGAAAAAGCUUUCUUGGUAUCAUAGGAUUAGUAAGAAGUACUGAAAGGUGAAAUCUUUCACAGCACACAUACGCGCUUGUAUUUCUGGCUACCACACUCCAACGUGGACUAAUUUAUGGUUAUACCCCUGAAGCAAAGACCUUCCACGACAAAAACGUUGAGCGUAUAAAUGGUAUUUACACAUAAGCCGACAACAAAAAGGAGAUGACCGUUUGAUAGAUCCGCAAAUCUCAGGCGUUUCAAAUCAUUUAUUUCAUAUUAAUCACAAUCUAAGAAAUUAAAAUUUUGUUUUCCAGUUCCAACGCUAGAAAUAACCACUCGAAUCCGUUUCUCACUGAGAACUGAGAAGAGAGUUAUCUGAAUCUGUAGUUUGCUUAGAAGAAGAGGAAACAAAGAUCAUAUUUUUAACAAUGUUGAUGUCGAAUUGUGCGUCGGUGGAAGAAGAGACUAAGGAAUCUGAAUCCGUGGCGGCUACGCCUCCGAAGACGGUGGUGGUUAAGGAAGAUGACGCUGAUCAUCAUCCUUACGCGUUUCACGUAUCUGGACCGAGGAACGUAUCUUCUCCUAACUGGAGAGAUCUAAUCAAUUCCAGUUGGAAGGAUCCAAACUAUAAGAGGACAGUAAUGGCAUGUUUUAUUCAAGCAGCGUACUUACUUGAACUCGACAGACAAGAGAACCGAGACAAGCAAAACGCUCUCGCACCCAAAUGGUGGAUUCCUUUCAAGUACAAGUUAACGCAAACGCUGAUUGAUGAGAGAGACGGAUCCAUAUUUGGAGCUCUUCUUGAAUGGGACAGAUCUGCUGCAAUGGCUGAUUUAGUCGUCAUCAGACCGAGCGGUGCACCAAAAGCAGUACUUGCGCUAAGAGGAACGAUACUCAAGAGUCUUACCAUGAGACGUGAUAUCCAAGACGAUCUCCGGUUUUUAGCUUGGGAGAGUCUUAAAGGCUCUGUGAGGUUUAACGUUGCUCUCGUAGCGCUGGAGUCAGUAGCGAAGAGAUAUGGUAGCAAUAAUGUCUGUGUUGUUGGUCACUCCUUAGGAGCAGGUUUUGCAUUACAAGUUGGUAAGGCAUUGGCUAAAGAUGGGCUGUUCGUUGAUGCGCAUUUGUUCAACCCACCUUCUAUAUCUUUAGCUAUGAGCUUAAGAAACAUUGGUGAAAAAGCUGGUGUUGCUUGGAAACGACUCAUGUCGAUGCUUCCUCCGAGAAACGAGCCUUUGGUACCAAAUGGUUGUGAAGCAGAGGCUGCUCCUGGGAGUGUUUCAGGAGGGUUUAGGAACUGGGUACCGAGUUUCAACGGACAAAAUCAGAAAUCUUCUGUGGAUUUGAGAAAAUGGGUGCCUCAUUUGUAUGUGAACGACAGUGACUAUAUCUGCUGCUACUACACAGACCAGGAUGGAGUGAACGAGAAGGAAAAAUUGAACAACAACAAGGAGAACCAGAGUCCUGUUGUGAAGAACACUAUUCCUCAAGCAGCAGCAAAGCUUUUCGUGAUGUCAAAAGGGAAACAGAAGUUUCUCGAGGCGCAUGGGUUAGAACAAUGGUGGUCCGAGAAUCUAGAGCUUCAAUCAGCGAUUCACAGCAGCAGGCUGAUCACUCAGCAACUCAAGUCAUUAUACAGUGUUAAGUAAACAUCAAGCAGCAUAACCAUCUUCAUCGUUCAAUAAACACGUUUGUUCCCUUUUGCUAUCUUUACGGUUUGACCUAAGAACUUUUUUUCCGGGAAAUGUAAGUAGCAUAAGUGUAAGAAAGA